CCACUCCCCGUCGGAUGCCGCCGCCGCCAUGACCGUCACGGCCGCCGCAUGGCCGGUAUGCACCAUCUGCUACGAGGACCUCCGCCCGCUCUCCGACCAGCACCUCCACUGCCUCCCCGCCUGCGGCCACGUCUUCCACGCCCUCUGCCUGGAGCAAUGGCUGGAGUACUGCCCUGGGGGCAAGAAGAAGCGCACCUGCCCCGUCUGCAAGCAGCCCUGCGGCGCCGCGCACCCGCCGACCCGCCUCUACUUCAGCUCCACCGGCACGUGCCCGAUCCAGGCCUGCCCCUCCCCGGGAAGCGCCUCUGGGGGCGCGGACCCGGAGGCGCUCGCCGCCGAGGUCGCCCGGUUGGAGCAGAAGGCGGCGUCGCUCGGCAAGGUGGUCGAGGAGCAGCGCCAGAGCAUCAACGAUCUCAAGUCCGAGGCUGCCUGGUUGAGGGAGCAGGCGGAGGCGGGAGACUUUAUGCUGCAAGCCGCGAAGAAGGACAAAGAAUCUGUCCAGAUACUUCUGAAUGCGAAAACAGAGGAGUUGUCGAGGAAGACAUCAGAGUGCGGGAGGUUGCAGGAGAAGAGCCUUGCAUUAGCCAAAGAGCUUGCGGCGCUGAAGCUGUCCGCAGACAUGAACCUUCAGGAGGAAGAAAUCAUGAAGUUUGCUUCACUUGGUAACCAGGGAAACCUGCAGAAUGCUGUUGAUGUUUUGAAGAGAUCACUUGCUAUUCGGAACAAGAGCUACAAGGAAUUGAUGGUCCAGUGUAAUGUUUUGGGAAGAUCAGAGUCUCGCAUGCAGCAGAAGCUUGAAAAGGCCAAAGAAAUUUUAAAGAAGUUAAAGGCAAGGGUACAGGAACUUGAGAAGGAAUUAGAAGAUAAAGAAAAUGGUCUGUUAAGGGACUUGAGGUCUUCAAAGAAAUUUAAAGCAGACCAUAUAAAAUCUGGGAAUGUCACAGCUAAUAGUGCUUUCACUAGUUCAAGUCCUGGAUAUGAAAAUCAAACAAACAAGCUCGAUGAGGUGAUGCAAGAUCCGUGCAACGACAAGACUCACUUUGACCGGUUAAAAUCUGAAGCUGGGAGUGUUCUGAAUGCCCAAGACAACCUGGACAACAAGGAUGUAGAUGUGAUAGACCUAGAAGCCAAUGAUUCUGUUUUUGGAGAUGAACAGAAGGCUCAGUUUUCCGCCAAGCCAUUCGGGACCGAUGAUAGCACACCGAAUUCCGAGAACAAGUCUAGCCUUUGCCAAAAUGAUGACCGACAUUCCGUGGCAUCUGAAUGCACAACCGCACACGCAGCAAAUGGAGGACCCUUCCUCAAACACAGAGAAGCAACUGUAAAAUCAACCUUUAUGGCGAACAUUAGGGCCAAACUGCAUAUUCCUCGGGAGAGUCCUUCCGUGAGAACUAACGCGACAAGUUCAACGCUGGAGAGUGAAACAUUGACAAUUGAUGGCAUCUCCAAACAAGCAACGAGAUUGGCAUCUGGCACUGGACCUCAGCAGAUCCACAACUUCAACUCUUUUUCUGAUGAUUUCCAAGCGCCAGGAAUUCCUGGCACGGAUGGAGCAAGGAGAAGCAUUGGCAAAUGGUGCAAGGGCCCAGCAGAUCCCAGUUCUGCGAGUGGGAGCAGAGGCAACCUGAUCGCCGUGGGACCGGAUGGCCGAGGAGGCAAGGUCAAGAUCCUGAGGGACCUUGGCCGACCCCAGGAUAGCAAGUCCCAAGCGCUGUGGCCCAAGGCGCAGAAGGUUGCAGGCAGAGGUGGCCAGUCCCAGAUCCAUCAGUUCUUUGGCAAGAGAUGAUCCUGCUACUGAAUGAAUAUGUUGUGCCGCAUGGAGCCUGGUUAGCUGAACCUAAAUCCUGCAUGCAGCUGUGUCGGUAUGCAAUGCGUGCUGUCGAACAACUGAACGUGUAUCUCUGUUGUGCUUGAGCUGAUCUACGUGUGGAUAGUUGUAGAGCACACCUCUGGCUCAGCUUGGACAUAGCCCUGGUUUCAUCACAUGGCAGCUGGAUGCAGCAGAAGAGGGAAACAAGUUUGUUGAAGAGUCUGAUGGUAGGUUCUGGGAGGUGGUGUGGGCUUGGGAGAGCCUACCUACACUACACGUCAGCUGUGUUGGAUCUAACCAUCCAAUCAUAACAGGACACCGGGCAUGUAUGGCGCUUCUAGUUUGUUUGUUUGUGAAGUAGUGCAAGUGUUGAGCUUCUCGAGUCCCUGAAAAGGAUGUUUAGUGGACAGCUACACCAGCUCCCGUCUUUUUCUUCAAAGAUUUUAGCUGCCAUAACUGAUGUACUUGUUUUGUAUAGUCAUCAUUUUACAUUUAAAUAUAGACAUAAAAAUCAAGAGUUAAAACG
Zea mays is the source of this 2336-nucleotide messenger RNA. RefSeq names its product putative RING zinc finger domain superfamily protein. NCBI's taxonomy places the organism in Eukaryota, Viridiplantae, Streptophyta, Magnoliopsida, Poales, Poaceae. The transcript is spliced from 9 exons. The record is from RefSeq and is marked provisional. The coding region runs from base 29 to 1786 and encodes 585 amino acids.